Messenger RNA from Melozone crissalis (California towhee), 7268 nucleotides. It is a transcript of the gene GARNL3, whose product is annotated as GTPase activating Rap/RanGAP domain like 3. Gene Ontology annotation, cellular component: cytoplasm. The record is from RefSeq and is a predicted model, not a curated record. The transcript is spliced from 29 exons. Lineage: Eukaryota; Metazoa; Chordata; Aves; Passeriformes; Passerellidae. The coding region runs from base 125 to 3112 and encodes 995 amino acids. Gene Ontology annotation, molecular function: GTPase activator activity. Gene Ontology annotation, biological process: regulation of small GTPase mediated signal transduction; activation of GTPase activity.
UGGACGCGCGGGGCCGUGCGCUGGGAGAGCGGGAUGUGCGCGGGGAGCUCCCGGCGCCCCUCCCGCGCGGGACGGAGCCGCGGCAGCGACGCUGGAGGGGCGAAGCCUCCGUCUGGCCGCCCGCAUGGAGCUGAGCAGCGCGGAAGGGGCCUCCACCCGGUUCCUCGGCCUCACUCAGCGCUCCGUCUCUGAAGAUCUGGGUUGCAGACGCGGAGAGUUUAGCAGAAAGCAUUACGGAUCUGUGGAGCUUCUUAUAUCUAGUGAUGCUGAUGGAGCCAUUCAAAGAGCUGGACGGUUCCGUGUGGAAAAUGGCUCCUCUGGUGAGAAUAUGGACUAUGCUCCGGGUACGUGGCACAGAACGGAUGUGCAUUUGGAAAACCCAGAGUAUCAUACAAGAUGGUACUUGAAGUAUUUUUUAGGGAAAGUUCAUCAGAAUUACGUAGGUACAGAUGCAGAGAAGAACCCUUUCUUUCUGUCUGUUGUACUGUCUGAGCAAAAUAAUCAGCGCAUUCCUCAAUACCAUUCAAUACUUUGGAGAAAAACAGGUACUCAGAAAAUAUGUCUCCCUUACAGUCCCACAAAAACAUUAUCAGUGAAAUCUAUAUUAAGUGCUAUGAGUCUUGAUAAAUUUGAGAAGAGCCCAAGAGAAAUUUUUCAUCCUGAGAUACAAAAGGAUUUAUUGGUUCUUGAAGAGCAAGAGGGAUCAGUGAAUUUUAAAUUUGGAGUCCUUUAUGCUAAGGAUGGUCAGCUUACAGAUGAUGAAAUGUUCAGUAAUGAAACUGGAAGUGAAAGCUUUCAACGAUUUUUGCAUCUCUUGGGUGACACAAUUACUUUGAAAGGCUGGUCAGGCUACAGAGGAGGACUGGACACUAAAAAUGAUACAACAGGAACCUGUUCCAUCUAUACAGUUUUUCAAGGGCAUGAAAUUAUGUUCCAUGUUUCAACCAUGCUACCAUAUUCUAGAGAGAACAAGCAGCAGGUAGAAAGGAAGCGACAUAUUGGAAAUGACAUUGUCACUAUCAUAUUUCAGGAAGGUGAAGAGUCUUCUCCAGCAUUCAAGCCAUCCAUGAUUCGCUCUCAUUUUACACAUAUUUUUGCUUUAGUGAGAUAUAAUAAGCAGAAUGAUAGUUACAGGCUGAAAAUAUUUUCAGAAGAAAGCGUUCCUCUCUUUGGGCCUCCUCUUCCAUCCCCACCUGUGUUUACAAAUCACCAGGAAUUCAGGGAUUUUGUGUUGGUGAAAUUAAUAAAUGGUGAAAAAGCCACCUUGGAAACACCAACAUUUUCUCAGAAACGUCAGCGCACUCUAGACAUGCUGAUCCGCUCUUUAUACCAAGACAUGAUGCCUGACCUACACAAGGGAAAUAAUAUGCUUAAUAGAAGAUCCUUCAGCGAUGUGUUACCAGAGUCCCCAAAAUCAACACGGAAAAAAGAGGAAGCUCGACAAGCAGAGUUUGUUCGGCUUGGUCAGGCAUUGAAAUUGAAAACCACUGUGAAAGGGGAUACCACAGCUAACUUGGCAACCACAAGCUUUUGUAAAAAGGAGCCUUGGGAAUCUCAGUCUUUCUGCAGUAAUUUUCCUCAUGAGGUUGUCUGUGCAGAUUCUUGGGGCCAGUCCUUGCUGGUUUCUACAGAUGCUGGCAUCUUGUUAAUAGAUGAUGGUCAACCGUCAGUGCAAGUAUUUGAUAAAACUCUCCAAAUAAAGCAGAUGAAUGUGUUGGAAGCUCUGGAUCUUUUGAUUGCCCGAACAGACAAAGGGAAAGACUCUCGUAUCCUUGUCUUCAGACUCAGUGCUGUCCAAAAAGAUAUAGAGACUAAAAAAAUCGUAAGAAGCAAAUAUGACUGCAGAGAAAAUAAACUGGAAAGAACAAAAGGCUGCCAUUUGUAUGCCAUUAAUACUCACCACGGAAGCGAACUGAGGAUUGUUGCAGCUAUUCGGAACAAACUACUUCUCGUCACAAAGAAAUAUAAUUCGGACAACACUUCAAUCAGCACCUCUCUGCUAUCGUCUCCUGAAUCUCCAGUAGAGCAGUUCCAGUACAUCCGGGAAAUAUGCCUUUCUGACCCUCCAGUGGUUAUGACGCUGGUGGAUGGACCUACUGGAGACAGUGACAAUAUGAUCUGUGUAGCAUAUCGGCAUCAGUUUGAUUUAAUCAAUGAGAGUACGGGGGAGUCCUAUAGAUUGCAUCAUGUUGAAACAAACAGGGUUAACUUUGUUGCGGCUAUUGAUGUAUAUGAAGAUGGUGAAGCUGGUCUACUGUUGUGCUAUAACUAUGUUUGUCAGUACAGAAAGGUAUGUCCUUUCAGUGGACAUUCUCCACUUGUCCAGCCAUCAGCUUAUGACUUCCACUUCAGCUGGAAUCAAGUUCCUUAUGCUGUUGUCUGUGCUUUCCCUUAUGUUCUUGCCUUCACUACUGAUUCCAUUGAGAUCCGAUUAGCGGUGAAUGGGAACUUAGUCCACACAGCAGUUGUGCCUGAGCUUCAACUUGUAGCAUCAAGGUCGGAUAUUUAUUUUAAAGCUACUGCUGCAGUGAGUGGAUCAUGUGACAGCAGCUCUAAGGAAAUGAGUUCAAAGAGUUCUCCUCAAACACCGACAGCUUACGAAAAGCCAGAAUUACCUCUUCCUUCUCUAGAAGGUGAAGUUCCAUGCAAAAACCUGUACAAAAUACCUCUGAGCAAUCUGGUCGGGCGAAGCAUUGAACGACCUCUGAAGUCACCUUUGGCUCCCAAGGUCAUCACUACUACACCAUCGAGUGGCAUUACCUCUCUUCCAGUUUUGCACUCACUACCGUUAUCUCGUAUGGAAAUUAAAGAAAUUGCAACCAGAACACGUAAAGAAUUGCUGGGUCUCUUGGAUGAGCCUAUACCGAAGACAGAAAGUGCACAGAAGCUGAAAAAGGUUUCUCGAAGACAGUCAGACCCUAAGCAGGGAGCUGUAAGAUCAACUAGUAGUGACAGGAUAAUCUCAAACUCAUUUGAAGGCUGUUCUGAAAGACGUCAUCUUUCCACUAGUUCAGAUCCUGAUACUUCAGCAAACAGGGAGGAGAACUCACCAUCUAGCUAUCCAUUUCAGCUGAUUUCUUUAUAUGAUGAAGACAUCAUUGACUUAAAAUGAAGACACUUUUAAUACCUUUCUUCCUUACUUCACAUUUUCUUACAGCUCUGUAAGCUCUAUGGCAAUGUCACAAACACUGCUUCUGGUAGUAAAAUGUGGCUGGAAGUACUGGUGAUAAAUCCUUAUGGAAUCCAUGUUCUGGUUAGCACAGCCUGAUUUGGCAAUGCUUUUAUCUUUGACAUAGGUAUGUUCUCUCAGUUAAUGAAGCAUUACUUUUCAUGGCAUUCUAACAGUAGGUAAUCAGUGGGAGAUUUAGGCUGAAACUGAAGUAAACAAAAAGAAUUACUUGUUCUAAGCUUCUUAUAAUUUGACUUACCUAAAUGACAUGCAGCAAAGUUAAUUGCUGUUAUUACUAUCAUGAGUUGUUUUACAACAGUGUAUGUCAUGUUGGAAGAGGAAUUUUAUAACACAGAUCACUACUUCUGGUUUUUCAGUCUUUGAAAAACAAAACAACAACAACAAAAAAAGGCUUGCAGGCAAGGUCAUUUCAAACACUGGAGUCAGUCCCUAAAUUGAUGCAUCUGUGGUAUGUUCACUGAAGAAUCAGGUGAGAUAUGAAGAUGGUGUUUCCUUGGCUCAUUGUUUAGAGAAACUUGAAAACUCUUUUGGCAUAAAAAAUCCCUGAGCAGAGAACCUUUCUAUAAGGCACAAACUUGCAGAAUAUUUCUCGAAAAUUUGAAACAAAAAAAAAAACCCUAAAAAACCCACGAACAAACAAAAAAUGCGGAAACAAAAACUUAGGUCCAUCUACUGGAAAACUCUUAUUGUAGUGCAUCUGCAGAUUUUUCCAUUACAGGCAGAAGAGCCAACCCAAAUUGUCUGACUACAAAAAGAUUCUUAUGCAGACAUCAUCAUUAGCUGUUGUCUGUGCUUGCACCAACAGUAUAAGUAAUCAUUUCAGAUAGUUGUAAUUUUCUAACUGGAUGCAGACUGAAAUUUCAGUGCUAAUAAGGUAGUCUUCUGUGAUGAAACAGUGAUCUUGUCUCUUACUGUAUUAAAGGGGUUUAUAUUUCAAGUUUGAAUUUUAAUUUUUUUUAAACCCUUUCCUCUAGAACACCUUUGCAAGGAUUUUGUUUGGUUUGGGGUUUUUUCCGUGAAAGCUUUUCUAUAGAUGAUGUUUUUAGCUUUAUUAGCAAGUGUUUCUUGUUCUGAAUAUAGAAAUACUUCUGUAUCCUUGGUUUUUAUUAUAUAAUAUCACCCGUAUGUCAUGAUUUCAAUUUUGUUCAAGCAUGAUCAUCUGGAGAUGUGUGCCUUUUGCUGGCAUCUGUCUGAAUGUAAAACUGGUGAUUGCCAAGUGAUUUUUUUCUCAGUUAAUAAUAUAAUAUGGUUGAAUUGCUUCACGUAAGAAAAUAUGCAAGGUCUUACUAGGAAGUGUAAUUUCUUACUCUCAACUGGGGUGGCUAAUCAACAGAAGAAGCAAUAUUUCCAAUAAUAAUAAUUAGUCUUGGAGAUGAAGGCUGUUAUUACUUUAGUGGGUAUUGCACUCAUAGAUAUGUGGGGUGAACCUCAAUAAGCAUCUAAAAGGAAGUACCAGACUGAAGUAUUUGCAAAAACUUGUAAUUAUUCUUUUAGAAUGUUGUUUCCAGAGAUUGUGUUACUUUACCCUAUCCUUAUUUAUCUGGACAGUUAAGGUUUAAAGAAAAUCUGAAAGUACCACGCGGUACUUAUUUUCCUGGAAGUUGUAAACACUUCUGAAUCUACUUUUGGGGUCACUGCUUGCACUUACGUAUUUUUAAAAAGGAUAAGAACCAACUUUUUCCAAGAACAGCUCUCUCUAUGCAGUAUUUGAUUUCUGGUUUGUGGAUAUUUUUGAAGACUGUACCAGUGUGUUUCAAAACUGGGCCUUUAGUUAAAAUUUUAACUGGAAACUUUGCUUUACCCUGUUAGGAUACUGGAUUUUAAAUAUACUCCAGAUGUUCACCUGUGCCAUCACAGCAUGAUUUAAAAUGAUUAACCAUUGUUUGAUAGCAGUUGAAGCAAUAUAUGGAGAUUUUUAAACUUGUUUUGAAGAACCUGAGCAAACACAUCCUUAGGUAUAGCCUUAGAGAUGGAGCACUAGGGAGAAUAAGAAGAAUGAGAAGAUCAUGACAGAAAGCUUGACUACUGGCUAUGAUGGUAGUCAGAAUGCAUAUAGAUACAGCAUUUGCAUUAUAUCCUAAACAUGAUUAUAGAAGAAAGGGCUAUAAAGCAAGAGUUAUUUUCUUGAACCAGAAGUGCAGUAGUGGCUGUAAAGUAUUACCAUUAAUUAAGAGAGUGGGUGGUGGAUGGGUGGGAAUGUGUGUGUGUGUGUGAGAGAGAGAGAAAAAGACCCUUUAAAGGUUUGCCUGUAAUUAUAGUAUUGAUGACAUCUAGCAAAUGAACUGUAAGGAGUACAGAUACUGGAUUACUGAAGCACAAAACUAGAUCAUACUGGCUUCAUGGUACACACCUGGAACAGGAUAUUGGUAUCAUUUGAGGAGGGAAGCCCAGCAGCAACUGCAUCCCUGCUCACCACCUACCUGUUUUUAUGCAGUAGCUUGACUUAAUGGGUCUGGUACAAGCUGCUAAGCAAGUCACACUAGGAACUACCAGACCUUAACAGAUCAUUGCUCAUGUAGGACAGGAAGGAGCUGAAUCCUGGGGAAAAAAAAAUAACGUCUUCAUUCUUAAUGUAUCCAGUAAGUGCCUUGUUAAGUUUUUGCUUUUGUACUUAGAGUGUCAUAGAGGGAUAACAUCUAAUUAAAGAAGUAGAGAGUGAAACAACAUUUUGUUUGGGUUAGAUGACACCUGGAGUUGGUAGCUGAGGCUUUAGAGCCAUGUAUCUGUAGUUUACUACCUACUUAUUGUAGGAGAGCAGCCCAGAACAUAGGUAGGAGGCAGAGAACAUAGAAAUAAUAUUCCAAUUUUAUUUGACACAAGGCACAGGAACCAAAUUCUGUGAAGGUCUUUAUCACAUUUACUGUAUCAAAAAAACCAAUAACUGACACAAUCGUGAAAUUGCUGGUGUACACAACCUUGUACAAGGAUGCGGCUUCUUUGACGUUUUUAGUAGUCUGAACAGACCACUAUGAUUUCUGUGUCUCUUCCUGUGAGGAGAACUAGCUUCUAGCCAUUGUUUCUCUCAAAACAUCAUCCUUACUAUGUAGACGGCUAAUGAAAAUCUAGAGGCAGUUGGUGGGAUUGAUACCAAAGCUCUUGUGCAUCAUUUAUAAAGGGCACAGUUCUUACACACUUGCAGAACCCCUCCUUCUUAAGACUAGCGUAAGAUGACAAGGCUUGUUGAAAGGCUGCUGGGAUGGCUAUAGUGUCAUUCACUCCAGUGCUGGAGCCAUGUUGUUUGCCCUCUGUUUUUCCAGCCUGUGCAUGCAUAUACUCUCUAAAACUUAAAAAGUAGUCUUGGGCACAAAUUGUAGCCAUGUCCACUGUAAACAUAACCCUUUCUCCUUUCACAUUGGGUGUUAAAGCUGCCUGUAGGCUGCAUUCUUGAUGCUGGCUGACCAUCUCAUGGUUAGGAGAAAAGAUAAUCUUUGACUCUACUAUGUAAGAUGGGUAUUGUUCUGAUAGGAAAACUGAAAAAUGUUGCCAAAGAUGGAUGGGAGGAAGGAAUUGCUUUCAUGAAGGAAGAAUUGUUACCAGAUUGAACAUUUGCUAUCAGGCUAAGUUUAGGCCCUUUCUGGACCCUUGGCUAAGUUUCUGCAAGAAAUACUUUCUAUCCCAAUGUGCUGGAUUUGUAGGCAGCAGCAGAGCUCUAAACUCCUGGCUAAAUGGUGUUGGUCACCACUUCAUCCCUGUGCCUUAGUCUGACUAAAUUAUAGGAAUGUCAUUUACAUUGGUGCAAGCAUUAGAUUGUGCAGGUAGUUAAUUUAGAAUGUACUUGUGUGUUCUCACCAACAUGGUUAAUAAUGCAUGGAAUCACAAAAUAGUUGAGGGUAGAAAGGACCAUUGUGUUAUCAUCUAGUCCAGUACAUACACCUGUGCACCACAAUUCAAAAAUCUGUUCAAUAUGGAUAUGCAAGAUUUUGGGCUACUUGUCAUCUUUGUCCUGCAUUUCAAUUGCAGCAUGCAUAUAGACCAUCACCAUAACUUUGAAGUGUUAUUAGGACUUAAGAACCCCCAGACACAUGAGCUAAGUUAAUUCACACAUACACACACAAAAUAUGGAGCCCUUAAGGCUUUG